This is a messenger RNA of Tetrahymena thermophila SB210, 474 nucleotides long. RefSeq names its product eukaryotic translation initiation factor 5A. The transcript has a single exon. Gene Ontology annotation, molecular function: RNA binding; ribosome binding; translation elongation factor activity. NCBI's taxonomy places the organism in Eukaryota, Ciliophora, Oligohymenophorea, Hymenostomatida, Tetrahymenidae. The record is from RefSeq and is a predicted model, not a curated record. Gene Ontology annotation, biological process: positive regulation of translational termination; positive regulation of translational elongation.
AUGUCUGACUACGAACAUUACGACUAAGGAGAAUCUGGUUCUUCUUUAACUUAUCCAAUGUAAGCUGGUAAUGUUAAAAAAAAUGGAUAUGCCAUGCUAAGAGGUUUCCCUUGUAGAGUUACUGAAAUGACAACUUGUAAGGCAGGAAAGCAUGGACACGCAAAGGCUACUAUCAUUGGAAUUGAUAUUUUCUCAGGCAAAAAAUAUGAAGACUCAUGUCCAACUUCACAUAAUAUGGAAAUACCAUUUGUAAAGAAACAUGAAUUCUAAUUGAUAGAUAUAUCAGAUGAUGACUAUCUCACUCUUUUGCUUGAAAACGGAGAAACCAAGGAAGAUCUUAAACUUCCUGACGAUGAACCACAAUUAGUAGAAAAACUUAGAGCAGAUUUCGAUAGUCAAAAGGAUAUUCUUGUCUCUAUAAUAUCAGCUAUGGGAUAAGAAAAAAUUAUUUCUUACAGAGAAAUAGUUAAUUGA